Messenger RNA from Cynara cardunculus var. scolymus (artichoke), 996 nucleotides. RefSeq lists its product as uncharacterized. NCBI's taxonomy places the organism in Eukaryota, Viridiplantae, Streptophyta, Magnoliopsida, Asterales, Asteraceae. Bases 1 to 996 code for a protein of 331 amino acids. The record is from RefSeq and is a predicted model, not a curated record. The transcript is spliced from 4 exons.
AUGGAUGAAGAUGUUUAUGUUGCAGCAGAAAUUAUGAAUAUACCCGAAGACGAUUACUCAGCUGCUGAAGAAAUCCAUCCGAUUCGCUCGUUUUUAGGACACCUGCGACCGCUCCUUAUAAUGGAUGGUGCCCAUCUGAAGGGGCCAUACGUGGGCACCAUGUUCUUAGCGGUCAGCAUGAAUGGAAACAACCAGAUCAUACUCAUUGCAAUGGAAGUGGGGAAGACAAAAAGUGGUCCGUCAUGGAUAUGGUUUUUACAUAAGCUGAGGCAAUGUAUCGGUGAACUUCCUAAUUUAACCUUCGUAACUGAUAGAGCUGCCUCUAUCGAGUUGGCCAUAAGAACUAUAUUCCCCAACGCGCACCACAGACUUUGUUGUCGGCAUUUGAGCCAGAACUUAUGCCUAACCUCGAGUAGAGACAAAAGAAAAAGGUGGAUGUUCUGGGAGACAUGCAAAGCUUAUAGGGUGUCUGACUUUGAAACUACAAUGUAUUUGAUGUGGCACAGUCUACCUAACGCCGCUCAAUAUCUUGAGGAAGUUGGUUACGCUAGAUGGGCAAGAUCGCACUUCCCUGGAUUGUCUUAUAGUGCAAUGACUUACAAUAGUGUCGAGUCCGUCAACUCAGUAACCUGGUUUGCACUUCAAAUGAUAAAUACAACAACACCUUGGGCUAAGGCAAAAAUAGAAAAGAGAAUCCAUAGGAGUGAAAAUUGGAGGAUAUAUCCCAUUAGCGAGUUGUUGUUUGAAGUUGAUGACAGUUAUGUAAUAUAUGUUGCUCGAAGUUUAGAUAUUCAAGACUGCAGUCAAUUUUGUUUAGUUUUGUUCAACUCCGAUUCUUAUCGGACAACAUACAAGGAGGAAGUAAAUCUCCUUCCACCAGAAGCUGAAUAUGUGUUGCCCAAUGAACGUAUGACUGUCCUACCGUCUCCCAUGGACAUACAUAACUUUGACAGACCACGCAACCGAGACCGUAUCUCAUCACGAAAAAGAAACUGA